Pestalotiopsis fici W106-1 is the source of this 489-nucleotide messenger RNA. RefSeq lists its product as uncharacterized. The coding region runs from base 1 to 489 and encodes 162 amino acids. Lineage: Eukaryota; Fungi; Ascomycota; Sordariomycetes; Amphisphaeriales; Sporocadaceae. The record is from RefSeq and is a predicted model, not a curated record. The transcript has a single exon.
AUGGCCUCGGCACCAUCACAAAUUCCCUCGGAAACCCUGUCAGCCACAGCAACAGCUUGGCUCGACGCCCUAGGGAGCCUCGAUCCGGAACGCCUCCGCGCCGUCAUGAGCCCCGACUACAGUCAUACCUUUGCGCCAGGAUCGCUGACCCGGCUCGCCAAUAGCUCCAAGGACCGCGAGGCCAUGUGCGGACACGUCGAACACGUGGGCCGGGUCUUGACCAGCUUUCCCAUCUUUCCCCGACAGGUGUGGCCCAACCCGUCGCUGCGACAGGUUGUCGUCUGGGCGGAUUCCAAGGCCAACUUCAGGGACGGGGCCACAAAGGGACCCGAUGAGGACUGGGAAUUUGCCGGCGAAUACAUGUUUGUCAUUACCAUGAAUGAGACAGGGGACAAGGUGGACAAGGUGCUCGAGUUUCUUGACUCCAAGGCUACGGAGCGCGCGUGGGAGCUGAUGGCUAAGGCUUUGAAGAACCUUGAGAGUCAGUGA